ACAGAAGAGGACGAAGAAGAAAGAAAGAAAGAAAGAAAGAAAGAAAGAAAGAAAGAAAGAAAGAAAGAAAGAAAGAAAGAAAAGUUUAUUCUGUCCUGCUGAAAAAGAGACCAACGAAGAAGAAAAAACAAACUUUGGCUCCAGCGCGAGUUUGUUUAUUUCUCUGUGUAGACAGACAGACAGACAGACAGGAGGACAGACAGACAGAGAGACAGAGAGACAGACAGACACUGUGUACCAUCUGUGCUUACUUUUAAACUGGCAGUGAGACACUCAGCUUCUGUCUGUCUGUCACAGAGGACGCAGGAUGGCACCGGGGUGUGUCACCGCCCUCAGCCGGACCUCCUCCGGCGGGCACACAGAGCUCUGACAGCCCGCUGCUGGAUCUGUGUCAGUGAACCCGGACUGAAACAGUGGAUCCAGACCGAAGUGGACUGAAGUGGACCGAGGUGGACUAGCUGGGUUCAAGAUGUCCUCAGAGAUGGCUGUAGGUGUGGUCUUCAGGGUUCUGCUGCCCCUCAGUUUGACUGCAGCCUGUGUGUUGCGGUAUAAUGGAUUCUCUCUGGUCUACGUACUCUUGCUGCUACUGCUGCCACUACUGCCUGAACCAUCCAUCUGCUCCACCUCAGGUAACACGUGUCGCUGUGUGACGGUGGUGUGUGUCUCCAGUUUCCUCUUCCUGUUACUGCAGUGCUUCUUCCAGCUGACCACGGCAACACUGCAGCCAGAGUCCAACUGUACGUCGUGGCAGAAAGCUCUCAGUCAGCUCGGCCUGGUGAGUCUGACAGGAAGUGAUACGGGCUCAGCAGUGAGACAGGUGUUUCCAGAUGUCGGCGUGCUGGUUGUCGGCCUUCUGACCUGGAGGCUGAUCGUAAGACUGAACAGCAACACACACACAGAGCCACUGCAGGAGGAGCUCAGGUUUGAAGAGGACUCUGUGCUCGGUGAGGGUGAGGAGCAGGAUGAGGAGGAGGAAGGCACCAGAAACAGAGUUCUGCUUGAAUUGGAGUUACUGGUUUGUAAAACCAGGCAGAUGGUGGGAAACAUGAUGACCACUGGAGGAAAAGUCCUGCUGACGGCCCUACUGGGACUCACAGGUAUCAUCUUCCCCUCUCUCUCCUCCCUCCUCUACCUCCUCUGCUUCCAGGUAUUGUGUACCUGGUGGGCAUGGUCAGGUCAAGUCCCACCCCUCCUUUUCAGGUGUGUGUCUGUGAUGUCACUACUCUACUCCUCCUCCCAUUUUCUGCUCGUCUACUGCUACCAGCUGCCCUCACUACAGGAGGCGUGGCCUCCCAACCACACCUCUGCCAGUGUGUUUGGCCUGGUCUCAGUGGUCUCGGUGGACUGCGCUGCCCCCUGGAGGCUGCAGGUGAACUCUGAGCUCAGCUGGUUUCACUUCUGCAGUCCUCUGAUGCUGCUGGUGCUCUACAACACUGUGGCCAGUCUGUGGAGGAACCAGCUGAUCGACAGUGAUGGAGGGCGGGACGUAGAAAGGGCAGAGUCAGUGGUCAGCGAGAGCUGUGACAUCAUCACCUCUACCAGUAACUUGAGUGAUGAGGUCAGUGGUGACAUCACAGCAGAGAGACGGAGAGAGUUGUGGAGGCGAGCUCAUGAUCGACCCGAAUGCAGAGACGUGCUGAUGUCCUCAACCAAUGACAGUCUCUCUGACUCUUUUGCCCCGCCCACCCAGAGCACUGCCCUGGGAUUGGAAGUUAGCUCCAUGCCUCACUACUCUCUCAGCCAAUCAGACACUUUGGAAACAUGUGUUUUUGACGGAGACGGCUGGGAGGAUGAAGAGGAGGAGGAGGAGGAUAAAGAGGAGAGGAGGCAUGAGGCGGAAGUCAGUGGUGCCUCCAUGGCUUUCAGUUUCCUCCUCAAACAGAGUUACAUCUGUGCUCUGAUCGCCAUGAUGGCCUGGUCCAUCACAUACGUGUCCUGGUUGACAUGUGUCCUGCUGCUCUGGUCGUGUGUCCUCUGGAUGAUGCGUGAGCGUCGCCAGUACACGUUGAUGUCAUCACCCUGGCUGGUUGCCUACGGCAACCUGCUGGUCAUCUUGCAAUAUGUCUACAGCUUCCCCUCCGUCCAGGAAGUCCCUGGACUAUUCCCGAGAAAAGAUGAUCCCUGCAUGGAGCUUGCCUCAAAGUUGUUGUGUCUGUUGACCUUCUGGCUGCUGCUACGUCAGGCACUGACUGAGAAGAGAGACCGGCAGAAAGACGGACAGACAGACAUGCAGCUGUCCACCAUCACUGUCCACACAGAAGAAGAGCAGCGGGUAGAUGAGGAUCUGCAGGAGAUGAAGAAGAUGGAGGAGGAGGAGGAGGUGUUGUAUGAGGAGGUGCUACUCCUGCACAGAGGAGGAGUUAAGAUGGAAGCGCUGGUUGCCGUGGUUACCAGGAUGUUUGUUAAAUACUGGAUUUACGUCUGCGGGACGAUGUUCUUCUUCGUUAGCUUUGAGGGGAAGAUCGUCCUCUACAAAGUCAUCUACAUGGUCAUGUUUCUGUGCUGUGUCGCCCUCUACCAGUUGAACUACGAGCGUUGGCGUGCCUUGCUCAGAGGUUUCUGGGUAGCUGUGGUGGUUUACUCGAUGCUGGUUCUCAUCUUAGUUUACACCUUCCAGUUCCCCUCGUCACCCCACACCUGGAGCUACUACAGUGGACUCAGCACUCACAGGUUGGAGGACGUUGGUUUGGAGAAGUUCUCAGUUCCUGUACUCUUCACUAAGAUCUUCAUCCCUGCUGCUUUCCUUUUGGUCUGUAUUGUACAUCUACAUUAUUUCCAUGAGCCAUUCCUGCAGCUUACCGACCUGAAAACUGUGGUGGACACACACAACAGCACCAUUACCAGGUUGGUCCACUCUGAUGGUAGCUUAUUCGACCUGUCCUUGGGUGGAGCUCCUCAGCUUCUCCUGGAGGAGGAGAAGACAGAGAGACUGAGAGAGAGAGGGGAGGAGACAGAUAAGAAGUGCAUAAAGGAGGAGGAAGAGGACGAGGAGUACCCCUGUAUGUUUGAUAGGGAAACCCUGUCUGACCCCAUCACAGCGCUCGUCUCCUGGAGGUUGGUGGUGGACCGUCUUUCUGUUUUGUUCUUGCGCCUCCUCCUGUCCCUGCAGCGUCUGCAGCACCUCCUCUGGUGGCUCCUGGAAUUACACAUUGUCAAGAUCGUCUCCUCCUACAUCAUCUGGGUCUCUGUGAAGGAGGUGUGUGUGUUUAACCUGCUCUUCGUGCUGUGCGUUGCCGUGGCUCUGCCCUGCAGGGCGUGGCGCCCCCUGCUGUCAGCAGUCUGUACAGUCUGGACCUGCGUGGUGACCGUCUGUAAGAUGUUGUACCAGCUCAAUGUCGUCCAGCCAAUCCGAUACUCCUCCAACUGCACCAUGCCAGGUAACUCCAGCACCGACCUGUCUCACUCUGCUCUGUACUCUGGUCCAGUUGACCCUGCCCAGUGGGUGGGGCUUCGCAAGACGGACGGGAAACUGCUUGAUUACCUGAGGUAUAACCUGAUGAUGUUAGCACUGUUAGCCUUCGAGGUGACAGUUUACAGACAUCAGGAGCUCUACCGGCUCCGCCGUAACAAAGUCCCGCCCACAACCAGAACACUGUUUCAUGACAUCACUAGGCGUCACCUGGACGACAGCGUGCUAAACUGCGUCAAGUACUUCCUCAACUACUUCUUCUACAAGUUUGGACUGGAGACAUGCUUCUUGUUGGCCGUGAACGUGAUUGGUCAACGAAUGGAUUUGUUUGCUGUCGGCCACGCCUUUGGUCUCAUCACUGUCCUAUCCCGUCGCAGCAGGAAGUGCAUUGCAUUGGUGUGGCCCAAGUACUGCUACUUCCUGUCGGGGCUGUUGUGUUUCCAGUACCUGCUGUGUAUCGGAUUCCCUCCUGCUGCCUGUAAAGAUUAUCCCUGGAGACCUCCGUCCUCCAACAUGGACUCCAACGUGGUGAAGUGGCUCUUCCUCCCUGAUCACCUGACACCACCGAACCCACUCUUCCUCCUCUAUGACUUCUUGCUCCUCCUCGGCGCCUCCUUGCAGCUGCAGGUCUUUGAGGAGGAGCUUCAGCCAUCCGUUCAGAUCCUCGCUGGAGACAACUGUGAGCUGGAUGGAGAUGAUGGACAGGUCUCUGAUCCAGUCAGACGACUCCGCCUCAACACAGUCCCUGAUUUCAUGAUGUGCAGGUCUUACCUGGACAUGAUGAAGGUGAUCAUUUUCAGCUACAUGUUCUGGUUCGUUCUCACCAUCAUCUUUAUCACCGGGACCACCAGGAUCAGUAUCUUCUGUAUGGGUUACCUGGUGGCCUGCUUCUACUUCCUGUUGGUGGGCGGAGACCUGCUGCUGAAACCAGUCAGAUCCAUCCUGGUGUACUGGGACUGUCUGAUUGGCUACAACGUGUUCGUCAUCACCAUGAAGAAUAUUCUGUCCAUCCUGGCCUGUGGUUUCAUUAAGUCACUGGUGUUGAAUCACUGUUGGCUGAUUCAGCUCUUCAGUUUGGCCUGCACCAUCAAAGGUUACACUAAACCGGAGCAGCAGAGCAGUAAACAGUGUGAGUUGCCGAGCGACGAGGCAGGGAUCAUCUGGGACGGCGUGUGUUUCUGUUUCCUGUUGUUACAGAGGCGGGUCUUCAGGAGCCACUACUUCCUGUACGUCGUCCUGGACCUGCAAAAUACACAACUACUGGCCUCCAGGGGGGCGGAGCUCUUCGAGGCGUCCACCGUGAAAGCUGUCAGAGCGAGACUGGAGGUGGAGAAGAUGUCGAUGAACCUGCUGAAGAGACAGAUGGAGAGGAUUAAAUCUCGACAGCAGAAGUUCCGCAAAGGAAAAGAGAAACUGCUGAGUUUGACCCAUGACAGCUUCCAUACUGACGGUGAAGAAACCAGGAAGGGCCGGCAGCAGAAGGAGUGGUGGAGACCAUGGGUAAACCACGCCUCCAUGGUGAGGAGUGGUCACUACUACCUGUUUGAGACAGACAGUGAGGAGGAGGAGGAUGACGACGACAGGAAGGAUGAAGAGGGGAAGAAGGAAGAAGAGCUACCUGAAAAAUCAGCCUUCCAGUUUGUGUAUCACGCCUGGAUAACAGACUCCAGAACAGCAAUGAGAGCUCGCAACAACCAGAAAAAGAACUUGUCUGAACGAAGGAGGAACGAGGAGAGAGCAGGACUUCUGGAGGUGAUGGAGGAGACGGAGGAGGAGCGACAGGAGGACGAGGACAAAGAGGAGGGACCAGACACAGUGUUACGUCGGUUCUCCAACACGUUGAGGUUCUGUUGGGUUCUGCUGUCAGCUCUGCUGGACUCUCUGACUGCCUGGCUCAAUGGUCUGUGUCAGGAACACGUCGACAUCUCCACCGUGCUCCGCAUUGAGCGCUGCAUGCUGACGCAUCAGGCCAAACAGGGUCACGCUCCUAGUAGAGAGGCGAUCCACGUUUACUACCAAGAACAGAUGAUGAGAGGCUCCAGAGAGUCAGGCCUGGACUACAGUACCCAUGAGGCUGAGCUGCAGGCCUCAGCAGAGACAGGAAGGAAAGAAGAAGAAGAAGAAGAGGGAGUGAGUCCUUCGACUGAUACAGAAGAAGAAGAAGAUGAAGCCGGAGGUCAAACAGCAGAGAAACCAGAACCAGGAGCAGAUGGUCCAGAUGAACCAGGACCAGUAUCAGGAGGUUCAGGUGAAGAAUUGGGGGGUCCAUCAGCAGACCCAGAAUGCUUUGUGGCUAACACGAGCCAAAGAAGGCGACCCAAACUGUCCAGGAUGGACCGAGUCCGGUCUUCAUCAUCUUCAUCAUCUUCAGAGGGUCAGAGUCACAGGUCAGCCAGCUCAAACAGUGGUGAAGAAUCAAACCAGCGACUUCCUGUCGACCCUCACACCUUCACCAGCGCCUCCUCCCCCACCUCCCCUUCCUCCGUCCUCCUCCCACCGUCCUACAGUCUCGCUCUGGGCCUGGACCAGCACCAGGAGGCGGAGUCAAAUUUUAGGAGGCAGACUCCGCUGGAGAGGAGAGACUUCCUGUCUGACUCGGCCUCGACUUCCUGUCCACUGGCGUCUCACACUCAGGAGCUGACGGCCAGUGAGCUGCUGAGGAACAGGACUUUCUAUGAUGAGGAGCUGGAGUCAUCAGACCAUUUCUACGGCAACCAACACCAGCUGCUCCAGUUGUGCUAUGCCCUCUACAACAUCCUAGCAGCCAGGUCGGAGACGGUGUGUUACCUGGUCAUCGUGUUGAACCACAUGGUGUCUGCCAGCUGUCUGACGCUGGUCCUUCCUGUUCUGGUGUUCCUCUGGGCCACGCUGUCCGUCCCCCGACCUAGUAAGACAUUCUGGAUGACGGCCAUCAUCUACACCGAGGUCACCAUUGUCAUCAAGUACUUCUUCCAGUUUGGUUUCUUUCCAUUCAACCAGAAGUUGGAGGUGGAUCGUUCCAAACCGUUUCACCCCCCGAACAUUCUGGGCGUGGAAAAGAAGGAGGCCUACGUUCUGUACGACCUGCUGCAGCUGCUUGCUUUGUUCUACCACCGAGCUAUACUCAAGUGCCAUGGACUUUGGGACCAGACUGUUACCAUGGAGACUGACACUCUCCAUCAUCAUCACGACCAGGCCGACUCCACCCAAGGUGUUACUUCCAUCGAUCAGGCUGACCCCGUCAACACGCUCCGCCAACGAGGCAGGAGAAGGACACGUUCUAGCUCCACCCAGCUGCGUUCUCCAGCAGGCAGUGACAGCUCCAGAGCUCAGCAGCCCAGCAGGUUUGAUCUGCUGCUUGAGAAACUCAGAGAACUUUCCAUCCGAGCUAAGACGUUCUCUGUUAGCAGGUGCAUGUCUCUCUACCGUCCGGUCCUUCAGUUCUUCAGAGCUCUCAUCCAACCAGAAUACAGUGCUGUGACCGAUGUUUACGUCCUCAUGUUCCUCGCUGACACCGUCGACUUCAUCAUCAUCGUCUUUGGCUUCUGGGCAUUUGGGAAACACUCUGCAGCUGCUGACAUCACUUCCUCCCUGUCAGAAGACCAAGUUCCAGAAGCUUUCUUAGUGAUGGUUCUGAUCCAGUUUGGCACCAUGGUGAUAGACAGAGCUCUGUAUUUGAGGAAGACAGUUUUAGGGAAGUUGGUCUUCCAGGUGAUUUUGGUUUUUGGGAUUCACUUCUGGAUGUUCUUCAUCCUGCCGACUGUCACGGAGAGGCGUUUCAAUCAGAACCUGGUGGCUCAGCUCUGGUAUUUUGUAAAGUGCGUUUACUUCGGUCUGUCGGCCUAUCAGAUUCGAUCCGGGUAUCCGACACGAGUUCUGGGAAACUUCCUGACAAAGAGCUACAACUACUUGAACCUCUUCCUGUUCCAGGGCUUCCGUCUGGUUCCCUUCCUGACGGAGCUGAGGGCGGUGAUGGACUGGGUGUGGACAGACACUACUCUGUCUCUGUCCUCCUGGAUCUGUGUGGAGGACGUGUACGCCCACUGCUUUGUCUUAAAGUGCUGGAGGGAGUCUGAGAAGAGGUACCCUCAGCCUCGUGGUCAGAAGAAGAAGCGGGUGGUGAAGUACGGGAUGGGCGGACUCAUUGUUCUGCUGCUCAUCUGUAUCGUCUGGUUUCCGCUACUCUUCAUGUCGCUCAUUAAAUCUGUCGCCGGAGUCGUCAACCGACCGCUCGACGUCUCCCUGACCAUCACACUGGGAGGCUUCCAGCCAAUCUUCACAAUGAGCGCUCAGCAGAAUCAGCUCAAAGAUCUGACUGAGAAGGACUUCAGCUCCUUCACCAGCUCCUACAGCUACACUCCUAGUGCCCUGCAGUUCCUGGAGGCGUAUGGUCGUGAGGAUGUGACAGUGGCAGAGCUGCAGGGCAGCAGUAAUUCUCUGUGGACCAUCAGUCCUCCCAGCAGGCAGUACCUGAGCCAGGUGCUCAACCUGGACCACUUCCCCCUGACUGUGUCCUGGACUGUUCAGAGGAACUUGAGUCUGGGGGCAAAGGUGGAGCUUGCUUCAGGUAAACAUGUGACCUACCUGGAUGAUCAGACUCGUCUUGAGCUCAUCCAGCUGCUGAAUGGAACCAGGACACUUCCUGUGGUGAUACAAGGAGUGUUUCCAUGUUUCAUUCGAGCUCCAAGCGAUUCCAAUGCGAAACCAAUCGAGCAGCUUUACACAGACGACCGCUACAAGGACAUCUUGUUGGCCCUGGAACGGUCGACCAAUCAGAGCCAAGAGAUCCAGGAGUGGUGGAUUGUUGACCAACCGGCUGCCAGCCUGGUGCCUCUGGGGGACGAGGCUUCAGUGACUGGCAGGAGGGAGGCGGGGCUUCAACUGUUUGUGUUCAGCGAUAAAGUCAGUCCUCCGAGUCUGGGCUUCCUGGCUGGAUACGGCAUCAUGGGAUUGUAUGCCUCAGUGGUGCUAGUGAUCGGGAAGUUUGUUCGAGAGUUCUUCAGCGGGAUCAGUCACUCCAUCAUGUUCGAGGAGCUGCCAUGUGUUGACCGCAUCCUUAAACUCUGCACCGACAUAUUCCUGGUGAGAGAGACAGGUGAGCUGGAGCUGGAGGAGGAGCUUUACGCCAAACUGAUCUUCCUCUAUCGAUCACCAGAGACGCUGAUCAAAUGGACACGGCGCUGACCUCAUCGAUUAAUACAGUAUUGAUUAUACCUGCUGUGACAUCACAGACUGUGACAUCAUCACUCAUCUGUGAACUAGAUGUGGUGGUUCCUUUAACGUUCUUUAAAUGUUAUACAGAGCAUGUUCUCCAGAUGAAGGAACUAUCAGUGAUGGUAGGUAAAGAACCAUGCAGACUCUUAUUUUGAAGGUUUUAAGAAACAGAAAAAUUAGAAGAACGUUACCUGUUUGAUGCAUGACCAAUAGGAGAGGCGGAGCCAACCUUGUCAUAAGACCUCAACUGAUCCGAGGACAGUGCUACACCACAGAAAGUGUUAUGGGAAUAUGAUAUUAGUAUUAGUUAUUGAUUAUCAGUCACUGCAGGGAUAUGAGACAUCCUGGAAAACCUGGAAUUCUUUUUAAUGCAGCUCCUGUUAAAGCCGUGGAAAACAAAGAGUUCCUGGAAAAGUUUGUUGUGUUUUGUGAACGUACCUUUGAACAGGCAGCAAUGAUGAUUGGUGAGGACCAAUCAGUGAUGCAAAGUAAAGUGAAGCCAAAGUUCGAACCAUAUGAUUGGAUAUUGCUGCUGUCACUCCCACAUUGAUUGACAGAUGUAUUAAUACAGAAACAAAGACAAUAAAUGUGUGUUCUUAAUGUUUUCCAGGACCUUUGCAAUGACUUUGUGUUCAGGAACAGUCCUGCACAGCCACACAGCUGUUUCACUUUUAAUUUUUAAUGUUCCACUGUAGCAUCAUGUUCCACUUUACCUUCAUGUUCCACUGUAGCUUCAUGUUCCACUUUACCUUCAUGUUAUACUGUAGCUUCAUGUUCCACUGUAGCUUCAUCUUCUACUGUAGCAUCAUGUUCCACUUUAGCUUCAUGUUCCACUGUAGCUUCAUGUUCCACUUUAGCUUCAUGUUCCACUGUAGCGUCAUGUUCCACUGUAGCUUCAUGUUCCACUGUAGCUUCAUGUUUUACUUUAGCUUCAUGUUCCACUUUAGCUUCAUGUUCCACUGUAGCUUCAUGUUCCACUUUAGCUUCAUGUUCUACUGUAGCUUCAUGUUCUACUGUAGCAUCAUGUUCCACUGUAGCUUCAUGUUCUACUGUAGCUUCAUGUUCUACUUUAGCUUCAUGUUCCAACUGUA
Molecule: messenger RNA, 9693 nt
Organism: Larimichthys crocea (large yellow croaker)
Lineage: Eukaryota; Metazoa; Chordata; Actinopteri; Sciaenidae
Product: piezo-type mechanosensitive ion channel component 2
Exons: 54
Coding region: 470-8572 (2700 amino acids)
Cellular component (GO): membrane
Molecular function (GO): mechanosensitive monoatomic ion channel activity
Source: RefSeq, a predicted model, not a curated record